This is a messenger RNA of Helianthus annuus (common sunflower), 726 nucleotides long. Its product is annotated as 60S ribosomal protein L14-2. Gene Ontology annotation, biological process: translation; ribosomal large subunit biogenesis. Lineage: Eukaryota; Viridiplantae; Streptophyta; Magnoliopsida; Asterales; Asteraceae. Gene Ontology annotation, molecular function: structural constituent of ribosome; RNA binding. Gene Ontology annotation, cellular component: cytosolic large ribosomal subunit; ribosome. The coding region runs from base 160 to 561 and encodes 133 amino acids. The record is from RefSeq and is a predicted model, not a curated record. The transcript is spliced from 5 exons.
UUAGCCCAUUAUAAAAAUACAAAUAACAGAUGAAGCCUUGGUCUGGGCUAGUUUGGCAGUUGGGCCCAACAAACAGCUCUAACUGAUAAAACCCUAGGAGGAUUCAUCGUCCUGAAUCGCCCCAGCCUCCUCAAGUUUCAUCGGCGCUUGAAAACAAAAAUGCCGUUCAAGAGGUAUGUUGAGAUCGGAAGAAUUGCUCUCGUUAACUACGGAAAGGAUUAUGGAAAGCUCGUAGUCAUUGUUGAUGUCAUCGAUCAAAACAGAGCUCUUGUUGAUGCUCCUGACAUGGUGAGAGGUCAAAUGAACUUUAAGAGGCUCACUCUCACAGACAUCAAAAUCGACAUCAAAAGAGUUCCAAACAAGAAAACUCUUAUUGCUGCUAUGGAGGCUGCUGAUGUCAAGAGCAAGUGGGAAAACAGCUCAUGGGGAAGAAAACUCAUUGUUCAAAAGAAGAGAGCCUCACUUAAUGAUUUUGACCGCUUCAAGGUUAUGUUGGCAAAGAUUAAGAAAGCGGGAGUCGUUAGGCAAGAGCUAGCCAAGCUAAAGAAGGAAACCGCUUGAUUUGCACAAGUUUUGAGAUUUGAGUGCAGUUUUUUUUUUUUAAAUUGUUGUUGAGUAGAUUAUUGUUGGUUUUUUUAAAACUUCAUGUUUGACCUUUUACAAGGUAUUAAAGUGAUGUUUAGAGUCUCGUCUGCUUCAGUUUUGAACUUCUAUGUUUGAUGGUUA